CCCGCAUCGAGAUCUCGGAUUCGGUUACAAAACAUAACUAAAGCCCGUCCGACCCGAUCCAAAAACUUUGCAAGUCUAACUGAGACGUCGGCCGCAAACGCGGUCUCGUAUUUGCGGAGCCGCUCUCUCUCUUCUCGCUCGCUCAGUGUACUUCCAGAAUGUCUCGUCGAUAUGAUAGCAGGACCACAAUCUUCUCCCCUGAGGGUCGUCUCUACCAAGUUGAGUAUGCAAUGGAGGCAAUUGGCAAUGCUGGGUCUGCCAUUGGCAUUCUAGCCAAGGACGGUGUAGUCCUCGUCGGUGAGAAGAAGGUGACUUCAAAGCUUCUCCAGACCUCGAAAACCACUGAAAAAAUGUACAAGAUUGACGACCAUGUUGCUUGUGCUGUUGCUGGUAUCAUGUCUGAUGCCAACAUUCUCAUUAAUACUGCUCGGGUCCAAGCCCAGAGAUAUGUCUUUUCGUACCAAGAGCCGAUGCCUGUUGAACAACUGGUUCAGUCCCUUUGUGAUACCAAGCAAGGGUACACCCAAUUUGGUGGGCUCCGCCCGUUUGGUGUGUCCUUCUUGUUUGCUGGGUGGGAUAAGAACUAUGGGUUUCAGCUCUAUAUGAGUGACCCAAGUGGUAAUUAUGCGGGUUGGAAGGCAGCUGCAAUUGGUGGAAAUAACCAAGCAGCACAAUCGAUGUUGAAGCAGGACUAUAAGGAGGAGAUGACAAGGGAGGAGGCGGUUGGGCUUGCUCUCAAGGUGCUCAGUAAGACAAUGGAUAGCACGAGCCUUACUGCAGAGAAGCUUGAGCUUGCUGAGGUCUUCUUGUUACCUUCAGGGGAGGUGAAGUAUGAGGUUUGCGCCCCGGAAGCACUUGGUAAGUUGUUAGUGAAGUCUGGAGUGACACAGCCUGCUGCUGAUGCCUCUUAAGUGAUUCUUGAGUGUAAGUGAGAAUUUUUCGUAAUAUGUUAUUUGGUCAUCUUGGUGUGCUUUAUGAUAUGAUGACACUUGGCGUGAUUCAUAUGCAAAAACUUAGUUACCUUUAUUGGACACGCGUUUAUGCUAAACAAAAUGUUUGCUUUAAAUGAAUUGAUUCCUCCUUGAUAUCUC
Messenger RNA from Asparagus officinalis (garden asparagus), 1091 nucleotides. RefSeq names its product proteasome subunit alpha type-4-like. NCBI's taxonomy places the organism in Eukaryota, Viridiplantae, Streptophyta, Magnoliopsida, Asparagales, Asparagaceae. The transcript has 2 exons. Gene Ontology annotation, cellular component: nucleus; proteasome core complex, alpha-subunit complex; proteasome core complex. The record is from RefSeq and is a predicted model, not a curated record. The coding region runs from base 159 to 911 and encodes 250 amino acids. Gene Ontology annotation, biological process: ubiquitin-dependent protein catabolic process.